AUGUUUGCAUUAUUAAAUAGAGUGCCCACCCGUGUUGAGUGCGCGGUGCCUCACGAAGAUUCCUCAGAGACUUCGACGGAGAUCUCCGUGGUGUCUGUCAGUUCGUCCAGCUCCAACGAGGUGCACGAAGGGUCUGGAGAUGACCCUCCAGAGCCCUCCGUUACGUCGGUCGCUAAGAAUGAGACGAGAGAAGCCCUCAAGACGGAUGGUAGCGAACAAGAUCCUGUGGUGUUCCUAUCGGAGAAGAACAGUUACAUCCCCGUGAGCAUCAAGCCGCGGUCUCCGCCCGCCGACACCCCGUGGCGAGAACCCCCAGCUUGGGAGCGAGAGUAUCGGCGACACAGGACCAACGGCAGUCGAGUACAAUAUAUCGAAGCAGAGUGCCAAGACGACUUCAUGAAGAUCAGAGUGGGCUUCAAUGGCUCAUUUGCGGGCCUGGUUUAUUCAGCAGGAUACUCGUACGAUCCAGACUGCAUGUACAUCAACGGGUCGGGGCGCGACUACUACGAGUUCUACAUCCAGCUCAACCGCUGCGGCACUUUGGGAAGGAACAGCCAGCAUGACGACUCUAGAAAACAUCCCACUGUAAAAAACCUGAUGUGGAACACAAUCACGGUGCAGUACAACCCGCUGAUCGAGGAGGAGCUAGACGAGCACUUCAAGGUCACAUGCGAGUACGGAUAUGACUUCUGGAAGACCGUCACAUUUCCUUUCUUGGACGUCGAAGUGGCGACAGGGAACCCUGUGGUGUUUACCUUGCAACCACCAGAGUGCUACAUGGAGAUCCGCGCUGGUUACGGGGCGAGUGGCGCCCGUGUGUCGGGUCCCGUGCGGGUUGGGGACCCACUGACGUUGCUCAUCUACAUGAGGAGUUCUUACGAUGGAUUCGACAUUGUGGUGAACGAUUGCUUCGCACAUAACGGGGCCACGAAACGCAUCCAACUUAUUGACGAGCAUGGGUGUCCAGUGGACGACAAGCUGAUCUCCCGCUUCCGUGGCUCCUGGUCCGAAGCAGGCGUGUUCGAAACUCAAGUGUUCGCGUACAUGAAGACCUUCAGAUUCACUGGCUCACCGGCUCUCUACAUCGAGUGCGACGUGCGGAUGUGCCACGGCAGAUGUCCGUCUCAGCCAUGCCACUGGCGCAACAUGAAAUCGGUGCGUCGGCGGUCUAUAGAGGCGCCCGCUGUUCCGCGGCUGUCUGAGAACAUAUCGCUGUUCCAGUCCCUCCGCGUGCUGCAGGAGGGAGAGGAGGAUAGCGAACUCGCUGCUAGCACUGGUCCAUUGGAAGGCCAGACAUGCCUCAAAACCUCGGCUCUGUCGGCCAUGUUGGUGUCGUGCGGCGUGCUGGUGGCGGCGCUGGCGGGCGCGCUGCUCGUGGCCGCGCGGGGCUGGCGCCGGCGCGAGGCGCGCGCGCCGCACCACGCCUAUGUGCCGCAUAAGGGACGGAUAAAGUAAAACUGUACCGUACACUAGGUUAGGUUAUUAUCAAUGUAGGCUAUAGGAGGGAACUGAAUUGUUAAGGCGUGGCUUUCAGGAUGUCAUUAUUUAAAGUGGGUGAUAUACAUACGUACGAGUUCAUAAAAAUGUGUACAUUUCUUCACAUUUACUAGUAGCAAUAAGGUGAAAAGAUGUACAAAUAUAUGCUGAUAUUACGCAAUAAUGUGUCGUCCCACAUGCAUUUUGCAAUAAUAAGAUGUCAACUCAAAAAAAUAUUUAUGAACGACUGUAGUCAACCAAUUGG
Leguminivora glycinivorella is the source of this 1741-nucleotide messenger RNA. RefSeq lists its product as uncharacterized. The transcript has 12 exons. The record is from RefSeq and is a predicted model, not a curated record. The coding region runs from base 1 to 1455 and encodes 484 amino acids. Lineage: Eukaryota; Metazoa; Arthropoda; Insecta; Lepidoptera; Tortricidae.